This is a messenger RNA of Ziziphus jujuba (common jujube), 1388 nucleotides long. Its product is annotated as branched-chain-amino-acid aminotransferase 2, chloroplastic. Gene Ontology annotation, biological process: branched-chain amino acid metabolic process. NCBI's taxonomy places the organism in Eukaryota, Viridiplantae, Streptophyta, Magnoliopsida, Rosales, Rhamnaceae. The record is from RefSeq and is a predicted model, not a curated record. Gene Ontology annotation, molecular function: branched-chain-amino-acid:2-oxoglutarate transaminase activity. The transcript is spliced from 9 exons. Bases 85 to 1125 code for a protein of 346 amino acids.
UCGGCUUUCAGUAAAUAAAACCUUCUCUGGGUUUCUCAAUUGCAUUUGCAGAGCGCUCACUCAGACCGAUUCUCAACCCACAAAAUGGGCGCAAGCAAUUCUUCUGAGAAAUCUGCCAAGACGAUGAACUGGGACAAUCUCGGGUUCGGCCUAACUCCAACCGACUACAUGUUCGUGAUGAAAACUAGCGGAGACGGAUGUUUCACCGAAGGACGACUCACUCGCUAUAAAAGCAUAGACAUUAGUCCCUCUGCUGGCAUUUUCAACUAUGGACAGGGUUUGUUCGAGGGUGCCAAGGCAUAUAGGAGAGCAGACGGUCACAUCCAACUCUUCCGGAUCGAAGAGAAUGCUAGGCGAAUGAAAAUGGGAGCCGACAGGCUCUGCAUGCCGUGUCCUUCCAUCGCACAAUUCACCGACGCCGUGAAGAAAACCGUCCUGGCCAACAGGCAUUGGGUGCCUCCAGCAGGGAAAGGGUCACUGUAUCUUAGGCCUUUGCUCUUUGGAAGUGGGCCUGUCUUGGGUAUUGGGCCUGCCCCUGAAUAUAGCUUUGUCAUUUUUGCCUCCCCUAUUGGUAAUUGGUACAAGGCAGGUGCAUCCGCGAUGAACUUGUUGGUCGACAGAAAUGUGAGCCGUGCUGCCCCUGGUGGAUGUGGAGGCAUCAAAAGCAUUACCAACUAUGCACCGGUGUUUGAAGUUGUUAAGAAAGCAAAGGCCCAAGGUUACGCAGAUGUCCUGUUUCUCGAUGCGACCACCGGAAAGAACAUCGAGGAGGUUUCUUCAUGUAACAUUUUCAUUGUUAAGAACAAUGUUCUUUCAACUCCAGCAACACAGGGAACCAUUUUACCAGGAAUCACUCGAAGAAGCAUCAUCGAAAUAGCUACUGAUUUUGGUUACAAGGUUGAAGAGCGUGAGGUUCCAUUGGAGCAUGCCCUAGAUGCUGAUGAAGUUUUCUGCUCAGGAACUGCAGUGGGUAUCACUCAUGUUGCUAGUAUAACCUACCAAGAGAAAAAGGUGGAAUACAAAACCGGAGAAGGAACGAUGUCCGAUAAACUUCGAAUUGCACUUACUGGAAUCCAAACUGGUUCAGCGCAGGACAAGAAGGGCUGGACUGUUCAGCUCGACUGAGUUGUUCAGGAACACGCUCUUAUGGGAAUCUUUUCAAGAAUCGAAAAUCUACCACCAAAUCAUACAUCAAGAAGGAAGAGUUUACCCAUAAAUAUAUAUGAUAAUAAAUAUAAGUAAUAUGCAGGACGAAGAAAGGUUGUACUUGUCCCUUUCAAGGACAUGUUUAAACUCAAGCUAACCAUGAAAUCAUAUAUGUUUUGUUUAUGAUGAACUCACGUGGUUGCAACUUCUACAUAUAUUACAUAUAAUACCAAAAUCGAAAG